AUGAUGGACGAGACCAAUAUACAGGCGUUGCCUCGCCUCGACGAGAAGAAACAAGAAGAAACCAGUAUCGACGGCGAGUUCGAGCACGUUGAGAACCGGUCCAACACCUCUGCCUCUCCCGUUGAUGACGAGGGCGACAACGGGCUUCUUGGCGAGAGGCGCGCCGCAGCAGAGCGCCGACUGGUCCGCAAGCUCGAUGCGCGCCUACUUCCGACUAUUGUCCUUGUCUUCAUUCUCAACUAUAUCGAUCGUACGGCAGUGACGUCUGCAAGGCUGAAGGGACUGGAACAGGAUCUUGGGCUCAGUGAUAUCCAGUACAAUACCAUACUGGCUAUUCUCUACGCUUCAUACUGCCCCGCGCAGAUUCCAUCUAACAUGAUCUUGAACAGAAUAACCAGACCCUCGCUAUACAUAGGAUGCUGUGUGGUCAUCUGGGGUCUAACAAGUACACUCACUGGUGUCACGCACAACUUCGUAGGAAUACUGCUCUGCCGGACUUUCAUUGGCCUUCCCGAAGCUGCCUUCUAUCCUGGCGCUAUCUAUCUGCUCUCGCGCUGGUACACCCGACGCGAGCUGGCCUUUCGAAGCGCAAUCUUAUACGGAGGACUUCUCAUCUCCAAUGCGUUUGGCAGUUUGAUGGCCGCGGGCAUCUUGAGCAACAUGGAGGGAACCCUCGGCAUUCGAGCUUGGAGGUGGCUCUUCUAUAUUGAGGGAGCCAUCACCAUGUUUGUGGGCUUCCUAACCAUUUACCUUCUUCCAGACUACCCGCACAACACCCGCUGGCUAUCACCAGCUGAGCGCCGGCUAGCCCAGGUUCGCCUGGCCGAAGAUGCAGGAGAGGCGGACGAGGAUACCAGCACCGAUACAGCAUGGAGUGGGCUCGUGCUUGCUGUGAAAGACCCAAAGGUUCUCAUCAUGGCCGUCAUGACAUGCGCGCAGCUCCUGGGGCUGAGCUUCGUCCAGUUCUUCCCGACACUGUCGGCUACGCUGGGCUUCAACACAACCAUAUCCCUUCUUCUUGCCGCGCCGCCUUGGAUCCUAUCCACAAUCGUCACCAUGAUCAGCGCGUAUCACGCAGAUCGCACGGGAGAACGUUACUUCCACCUCGCCGUGCCGUGGUGGGGCGUCAUUGUCGGGUACAUCAUUGGCCUAAGCACGAUGGCUACCGGCGGACGCUAUGUGUCUCUGUUUCUCAUGGCUUGCGGGUAUGCCGGUUUCGCGCUCACUGCUGUGUGGGUUAGCAAUGCGGUCCCACGACCGCCUGCCAAACGCGCGGCUGCCAUCGGCAUCGUCAAUGGAUUCGGGAACAUCGGAAACCUCAUAGGCUCCUUCACCUGGAAAGCCGAGUGGGGGCCGGAUUACCAUCCAUCUAUGUGGAUCAGCUUAGGUGCCCUGAUCUUAACCUCCGUACUAGGUCUAGUCGUCCGCUACAUGCUUAUAGCUGAGAAUCGUCAGCUCGAACGAGAGGAACUAGCAGAUCCUGCUACCCGUGAGCGUAUCGAAGAUGCCGCUCGCCUGGAAGGGAUCACCGUACAAGAAGCUCUGGCGAGGAAGAGAGGGUUCAGAUACCUAUACUGA
Messenger RNA from Peniophora sp. CBMAI 1063, 1578 nucleotides. NCBI's taxonomy places the organism in Eukaryota, Fungi, Basidiomycota, Agaricomycetes, Russulales, Peniophoraceae. The record is from the annotation of a GenBank genome assembly.